Molecule: messenger RNA, 3807 nt
Organism: Eruca vesicaria subsp. sativa (arugula)
Lineage: Eukaryota; Viridiplantae; Streptophyta; Magnoliopsida; Brassicales; Brassicaceae
Source: the annotation of a GenBank genome assembly
ACAUCAAAAUUGGAGAUAAAAGAUGAAGAAGAGGCAGACAUUUAGCAAAGUGGUUUAGAUUGUCUUUCUCUAAAGAGAUCUCUCAAAGGAAGAAGAGAAGAAGUUUUGGAACAGAGGGAAAGUCUCCAUUAGCACAUAGCAAACGUUGCGUUCUAGAUUAAUUGUCCAAUUGCUGUUUAAUGCCAACUAGUUUCGAUCAUGGUGAAUACGACGUUUGUGGCUUUGUAUAAGUCUAUGGAGCACGUAAAAGUCAACAAGAGGAUGCUCUAUUAUCCCCUCUGCAAGUCGUUAUAAUAUUAAAAACACUAUUUUUUCCUUCUUUGGAUAACAUUUUCUCUCCGUCCAUGGCUUCCUCCUCCUCGUCCUCAGUCUUGUCAACUCGUGUCAGGAACUAUGAUGUCUUCCUCAGCUUCCGAGGGGAAGACACUCGGCGCACAAUCGUCAGCUAUUUGUACGAAGCUCUUUGUCGCGAGGGUAUCUUUACUUUUAGAGACGAUCGGAGGCUGGAGGCAGGUGACAACAUUUCAGACCAACUCACUGAAGCCAUAAAGACUUCGUGGUUCGCUGUUGUAGUCAUCUCAAAGAACUAUGCUACCUCGAAAUGGUGCUUGGAGGAGCUUCGAUUGAUAAUGGAGCUUCACGGUGCUAAUCAUAUUCAAGUGGUUCCAAUGUUUUACGGAGUCGAACCUACGGACGUCAGAAACCAGACAGGAAGCUUCGCUGUUGUGUUUCAGAAGUACGAAGAUCAAGAAAUGGAACAGGGGAGGGUUUCCCAAUGGAGAAGAGCUCUCAACCAAGUCGGUCAUCUUUCAGGCUUUCAUUCCAUGACAUGGCUGGAUGAGGCAGCAAUGGUAGCAAAGACAGUUCAAUGUGUCUCAAGUAGACUGCUGACGAUUAGGCCGACCAGUGGAGUCGAUAUAGUUGGGAUGGAAGCACACAUGGUGAAGAUGCAUUUUCUUUUGAAUAUGGGGUCCAAAAAUGAAGUCCUCAUGAUAGGAAUAUGGGGCAUGGGAGGCGUAGGAAAAACCACCAUUGCCAAGUGUCUCUAUGAACGACUUUCAAGUCAAUUUCCAGCUCAUUAUUUCAUAGAAGACAUUAAGAGGAAUUAUAAGGACAAGAGUACAUCCUACUUGCAGGAACGAUUCCUAUUCAGCAUCACUGGUCAACAUAUUGAUUUGCAAAGGGUUGUAGCAGGAUCUCAGGUAAUAAAGGCAAGACUCCAGCACCAAAAAGUACUUGUGGUCCUUGAUGGUGUGGAUAAAGCAGAGCAGAUGUAUGCACUGGCAAAAGAGACGAGCUGGUUUGGUCGAGGGAGCCGAAUCAUCAUAACCACACAGGACAGGGGUCUGCUCACUUCAUGUGGAGUAAACCAAAUACAUGAGGUUAAGUGCUUGGACGAUAAGGAUUCCCUCCAAGUAUUUAAACAAUCAGUUUUCGGAGUAAGACGGCCUCCUUUUGAGGAAUUUGAGCAACUCUUCAUCAGAGCCUCUCGGCUUGCUCACGGCCUUCCAUCUGCCCUUGUGGCUUACGCCUCACAUCUUAGUGAAAACACUACCAUACAAAGGUGGGAAGAUGAAUUACGUCUCCUUGAAACAUCUCCUCACAAGAAUGUGGUGGAGAUCCUGAGAAAUAGCUAUGAUGGUUUAGAUAACAAUGAUAAGAUUGCUUUCCUUCAUGUUGCAUGUCUCCUUAUCGGAUACCCUGUCAAUCAUGUCACUUCUCUUCUUGAUGCUGGUUGUCCUCGGAUACAUCACUUAAGUAAAAAGUCCAUGAUCACCAUAUCAAAAAAUGGAUGCAUAAACAUGCACUUCUUGGUCGAACAAACAGGCAAAGAAAUAGUGCGCCAAGAAUGUGAGUAUAGACCUUUCAGACAACGGUUUCUAUGGGAUGCUGACGAUAUCUAUAACAUUCUGGAUAACAAAAUAGGUACGCACGAAAUUGAAUGUGUGAUGCUAAACAUGUGUAAGAUGCGUGACAAGUUAACUAUGCGCAAUACCGUAUUUGAUAACAUGCGUGGUAUCAAAUUUCUCAAGUUCUUCCAUCACGUAAGUGAUGUAAAGUCCAACCUGAAGCUCAGGUCAUCUGGAUUUUAUUUUCCCCCAAGUAUUAGGCUACUGCAUUGGGACGCAUAUCCGUUGAAAACCUUACCAUCGAGGUUCAUACACCACUACCUUGUUGAAGUCAAUCUCCGAUACAGCAACCUCAAGAGCCUUUGGGAUGACAAGUUGAUCCUUCAUAAUCUACAGAGACUAGAUGUGACAGGCUCGAAGAAUCUGAGACAACUUCCAAAUCUUUCUACAGCCAGGAACUUUGAGGAGUUGAUGGUAGAAGGGUGCAAGAGUCUGCAGAAAAUCCCAAAGUCCCUAACGUGGUUGCUUAGGCUCAAAAAACUCAACGCAAGCCACUGCGAUCUCCUUAAGAAUAUCUUGUUCGAUGUUGACUCCAUCAUGUGUGGGGACACCUGGGAGUUUUUUUUUAUUACUGAGGGAGUGAGUUUGGGUGGUCUUAAAGAUCUAUCCAUUGACGCUCAAAUAAAGUUAAACUUAGCGGGCCUACGCGGAUUUACGGAGCACAUCUCCUUUUGGUCCAAACAACAGAUCUCUGAUGAAUCAGUGAGGAUGGAAGAAAGCACAUCUAAUCAGCUCAGGUCAGAUUCCAGGGGCUUACAUUCACUCAACAUCAAGCAGUUGAGCAGAAAAUUCAAUUCUUCUUUCACCUGUCACAGCUUUUUAGGCUUUACCAGUUUAACUGAGCUAAAGCUGGUCAACUUAAACAUUGAAACAAUCCCAGAGGACAUUAACUGCUUACUAAUCCUAGAGAAACUGGACCUCAGCGGAAAUGAUUUUCUGUAUCUACCCUACACCAUGGAAGCACUGCCCAAUUUGAAGUAUCUCAGCCUUCAUAACUGCCGCAAAAUCACAUCACUGCCACAGCUUGUUCAGGUGGAGACGCUCAUACUUUCUGAAUGUGUAAACCUCCGAUCGUUGUUGGAAACAAGGGCAGCGUACUGCUUGCAUGAGCUUUGGCUUGGCAACUGUAAGAAUAUUGAAACAUUGUCAGAAACACUAAGUCGGUUAACCAAGUUAACAUAUUUAGACCUCAGCAGGCAUAACUUUGUGAUACUGCCUCAAAGUAUCAGGGAGCUUUCAUCCUUGGAAACUCUCUUCCUCAACAACUGCAAGAAACUCAUAUCAGUCGAGGAGCUUCCAAGAAAUGUCAAGUAUCUAUAUGCACACGGUUGUGAUUCCCUGGAGAAGGUUUCCCUUUAUCGAAAUCACUCGAUCAAACACCUUGAUAUCCUCCAUUGUCCCCGCCUGAAUCAAGAAGAACACAAGCAUUUAAUGGAUUUGUUUAUACAUGAUGGACAUAGUCAAGAGGGUUCACGGCGAUGUGCUUGCAUACCUGAAACUGGAGUGUACAGUGACUCUGGUAAUGAAACCAGUCAGAUAUCUAAGAAACUUAGCCGGGCUAGAAUUUUUUUUCGGUCCCUGAAAUCAGUGUUUAGUUGAUCACUGCGGCACAACAAAAAAAAAAAAAUCAUUCAAUCAGAACACCUUUGACGUUAUCCAUUGCUUCAGUCUGCAACAAGAUGAACAUCUUCUUUCUCACCUGAGUCUGGAAUCAUAUCUUCAUAAGAGUUUCCGAUUCCACUAGCCGAAAUAACAGUAUGCGGAAUUUGUAUGAUUAGCGAUAGCCAUAGAGGUUAAACUGUGGUGUGUGGAAUUUAUGUUUAAGUUUGGAACUAUAUCAGCUAUUUAUUUGUGAUUUUUUGAUGAUUAGAAUGCAAAACUUAUAAUUUUUUUGGAA